AGUUUGAGUGUCCUUUAUUAGUUAAUUUUUGUUUAUUUAGUUCAAUGCUUCAUUGUUUUGAUUGGUUAAAUUAGGGAAGAAUCGAGAAAUUAUGGUUGUCCUUGAAUUAAUUUAUUUCCUUGAAAACCUUAGUCGGGUAUAUCAAGUAAUUGCGGACCUGUCUUACUUUGGUUUGAAUUAUAAAAAUUUAUCCACAUUCUAUUUUUUGUUCUAUGUUGUUUAAUGGAAUCUUAAUGUUGUAUGUGAAUUGUAUGUGGUGAGAAUUUUGAGUUAAGUGUAUGUAAAAUCUCUGUACAUUUUGGUAAUUUGGUCAUUUUGGGUCAGAAUUUUGAUGUUUUUCGAUUACCCUUGUGAUUUUUGUUGUUUUUCCACAUUGCAGACCAUAGUUGUAGUGUUUAGUUCUGUCAUUGAACUAUGGAUGACGAUGAUGUUAUCAUGAAUGAGCUCAGUCUCUGUGAUAAAAGUUUGGAUGAGAUUGUUGUUAAUGAAACUCCUCCUCAGUCCCUUGUUCAUGAAAUGUUGUCCUUAAAUUGCAUAGCACCUUAUGUUCAACUACCUAAUUCUACCAAGGAUCCCCUUACCAUGACAUCACCUAUCAAGACUUUGGAGACGGUGGAGACCAUUGUUUCUACAAACAAGGUCUCUGUGUAUUCCACUGUUGAACCACCUAGAGAAGGGAUGGUGUUCAAGCGUUGGGAGGAUGUUGAAAUGUACUACAAACAGUAUGCCGAACAACAUGGGUUUGGAGUCUGUAGACAAGCAGGUUCAUUUAGACAAGCAGGUUCAUUUUCAAGGCAAAAGGAAAGGAGGUCUGUAACGUGGCGAUGUGAGUGCUGGGGGUACCCUGAUAUGAGGGCAAGGUGGGAAGCGAAGAAAAGGGCUAAAGCAAUGGAUAUAUCUGGUACGGUGGCCACAAAGAAUGGUGAAAUUGGUGAGAAUGAGUUAAGUCGCUGCAAAAGGACAUCAAAGAAGUGUGAAUGUUUGGCUAAAGUUUAUGCAAGUGUGAAUUCUGAUGGUGAUUGGGUUUUGAGGACUGUGGAACUAAAGCAUGUACAUGACUUAGACCCUAGUGGCUCAAAAUUGGUGAAAGAAUAUCGCAUGAAAAAUUACACAUCAACUGUAAAGAAGAAGCUAAUGGAUUACUAUGAUGAAGGUGUGCCUGUGACUCAAAUCCAUGGUUGCAUGGCUGCCGAGAGAGGUGGUGAUGAUGAUCUCCCUACUGUGAAAGACCUUCAACACGAGGUUUAUAAGAAGAGGAGAUUAAAGAUGGAAGACGGUGAUGCGGUAGCCAUGAUGUCUUACUUUGAUCGAAUGCAAGCUGAUAAUCAGAUGUUCUUCCAUGCACAUCGGCUGGACGAAGAAGGCCGUCUUAAGGAUGUUGUAUGGGUAGAUGCUCGUAGCCGGGUGGCUUAUCAGGAGUUUGGUGAUGUUGUGUGCUUCGAUGCAACAUAUUUAACUGAUGAAUAUGAGCUGCCCUUUGCAAAUUUUGUAGGGGUAAAUCACCAUGGACAAUCAAUACUCUUGGGGUGUGCCCUUGUAUCCCAUGAAACCACAGAAACCUACUUUCGGGUAUUCGAACAAUGGCUGUCUUGUAUGGGGAACACACCUCCCGGUGCCAUCCUGACCGACCAAGCCGCUGCAUUGAGGAAGCCUAUUGCUCAACUGAUGCCUACAGCGCGACACCGGUGGUGCAUCUGGCAUAUUAUGAGGAAAAUUCCGGAUAAGUUGGGCAAAUGCAAACAUUAUGCUGAAUUCAAGAGCCCUUUGAAGACCUUGGUGUAUGAGAGCUUCACUGUUGAGGAGUUUGAGAGCCGAUGGAAAGCGUUGCUGAAAAAGUAUGAGUUAGAGGAAAAUGAUUGGUUAUGUGAUCUCUUUGAUGAAAGACACAUGUGGGUCCCAGCCUUUAUGAAGGAGUACUUUUGGGCGGGAAUGAAGACCACACAACGUGUUGAAAGUAUCAAUAGUUUCUUUGAUGGCUUUGUAGAUAGACAGACAAAGUUGCACGAAUUCCCGGAGAAAUACACUAGGGCAAUGAAGAAGCGUGUGAAAACUGAAGUGGCUGCUGAUGCUAGGUGCAGUAAAUAUGUCCGGAGGCUAGUUAGUGGGUUUAGAGUGGAGAAGUUUUUUCAGAAGAUCUACACCGACACUAAAUUUCAGGAAGUACAGAAAGAGUGUGCUAGAAUGGGGUACUGCUAUCCCAAGGUAAGGCGUGAGCUUGGAAAUGACAUGACUGAGUAUGUACUUGAAGACCGGGUCUGGAUUAUACCGGAAGGCAAGAGUGAGGACAUUAUAACCGACAGGAGAAUGUGGGUUCGUGUAGUUUUCGAUCACUCCACGAAAGAAUUUUGUUGUGAUUGCCGGAAAUUUGAAACUUUUGGGAUCUUGUGCAAACAUGCCAUACGAGUAUUUGAGGACAAUUUGGUUUUGGACAUUCCAAAAAAAUACAUUCUGGAUAGGUGAAGGAAGGACGUACCACGAAAACAUACUCGAGUCAAAGUGGCUUACCAUGAUCCCGGUGAAACACCUCAAGUUCGGUAUUAUCGUCGUAUGAUGACCGAAUUUGAGGGAAUAUGUGAUGAGGCAUCGGCUGUGGAUGAUAUUGAAACAGUGGACCUAGUAAUUUCCAGUCUACAGCAGCUCCGGUUCAACGUCAAAGAGAGCCGCCAAAAAUUUGUUACGAAACAAGCGGCACUACCAACAUUGCCUGCAACACACGUCCCUCCCUCUGAGAUUGGUUCCAACAGUUUGCCUAAUCAGGUUCAAACACCUUGCUCAGUUGCAAAGGAUUCUUCGAAAGCUACAGCUGUGAAGGAUCCUCUACAGCGCAGGAAGCCUCGUGGCAGGCCCAAAACCACUAGGUACAAGAGCGCAGCGGAGAAGGGGUACAAGACCCAGAAAUCAGCUACCAAUUCAAACAAAACGCAACAGGGUAAAAGAAAGAGGACAACUAGACCUCUCAGUGCGGUGUAUGAGGACUGCAUCGACCCUGAUAUGCUGACUGAUUCCGGGGAGGAAUCGGAUCAUUCUUUUGAAUUUUAACAGGUGGUACAGCAUUGUGGUAGUGGCAGCACCUGAACUAUGAUAAGCUUGCGAGGCUUGUGGUCUACCCUUCACACGCUUUUCAUUGAAUGAGCAUUUCUGUAUUCGAGGAUAUACUGGUGUUGUGCCAUACUUUGCUGACUGAAUGGCAAUGCGUUUAAAAAUCCUAGGAAAACACUGUCAACAACACUGUUUGGAAUUUGCUUUCGGUGAUUAAAUAUGUACUAAACUUCCUUCUAAAAGUAUAUGUGGCAAUGGUGGUUUUUCAUAGUCCUUUCUUUGAAUCUGGAUGCAAUGAGAAACAUCAUGAUUUAACUACAGAAAA
Messenger RNA from Chenopodium quinoa (quinoa), 3364 nucleotides. Its product is annotated as protein FAR-RED IMPAIRED RESPONSE 1-like. Gene Ontology annotation, biological process: regulation of DNA-templated transcription. NCBI's taxonomy places the organism in Eukaryota, Viridiplantae, Streptophyta, Magnoliopsida, Caryophyllales, Amaranthaceae. The coding region runs from base 415 to 2460 and encodes 681 amino acids. The record is from RefSeq and is a predicted model, not a curated record. The transcript has 3 exons. Gene Ontology annotation, molecular function: zinc ion binding.